CUUAACACUCAUCAACACAUCGCAGCUCACUUCUUUCUCCCAUAUUCACUUUCUUCAAUUCUCUGUCAGAAUUCCCAAUUAAUUCAACUCUUUGUUUGAUCAAUAUAUCAGCCUUCGAGUAUUCCAUUAGAAAUCAUAACAUGGGUUUGAAAGGUUUUGCUGAAGGUGGUAUUGCCUCCAUCAUUGCUGGAGCUUCCACACACCCUCUAGAUUUAAUCAAGGUCCGGAUGCAACUUCAAGGUGAAUCCCACAUCCCAAAUCCAUCUGCCUUACAAUCCUAUCGCCCUGCUUUUUCCUUGAGCUCUGCUGCCAACAUAUCCUUACCAACCACCUUAGGAGUCCCUCCUCCACCCCGUGUUGGACCCCUUUCCAUUGGUCUACGUAUCAUCCAAUCCGAAGGUGCUAAUGCCCUUUUCUCUGGUGUCUCUGCCACCAUACUACGCCAAACCCUAUACUCCACCACUCGUAUGGGCCUUUAUGAUGUCCUCAAACAUAAAUGGACUGAUCCGGAGACUAAUAACAUGCCACUUGCAAGUAAGAUAGUGGCUGGAUUGAUCUCCGGUGCUGUCGGGGCGGCUGUUGGUAACCCUGCAGAUGUGGCAAUGGUUCGUAUGCAGGCUGAUGGGCGUCUCCCUUUUGAACAACGUAGAAACUACAGGAGUGUUGUGGAUGCCCUAGGUCAAAUGUCAAAGCAUGAGGGUGUUGUCAGCUUAUGGCGCGGUUCAGGUCUUACAAUCAAUCGUGCAAUGAUUGUGACUGCAUCACAACUUGCAACAUAUGAUCAAGCCAAGGAGAUGAUUUUGGAGAAGGGUUUGAUGAAUGAUGGGAUUGGGACCCAUGUUAUGGCAAGUUUUGUGGCUGGUUUUGUUGCUUCUGUUGCUUCAAACCCCAUUGAUGUGAUCAAAACUAGAGUUAUGAACAUGAAAGUUGAGCCCGGAGUGGAACCACCUUACAAGGGUGCAUUAGAUUGUGCAAUGAAGACGGUUAGGGUAGAGGGUCCUAUGGCCUUGUACAAGGGGUUUAUCCCUACAAUUUCAAGGCAAGGACCUUUUACUGUGGUGCUAUUUGUCACGCUGGAGCAAGUUAGGAAAUUAAUUAAAGAUUUCUGAUUAUUACUUAUGAUGUGUUCAACUAAAAAUUCACGUAUAUUUAUUGAUUUAUUUGUUCGACUUCAAUUAUACAUUGGAAUCAAUAUGAUUUUUAUUCUCCUUCA
Molecule: messenger RNA, 1213 nt
Organism: Populus euphratica (Euphrates poplar)
Lineage: Eukaryota; Viridiplantae; Streptophyta; Magnoliopsida; Malpighiales; Salicaceae
Product: mitochondrial uncoupling protein 5-like
Exons: 1
Coding region: 141-1109 (322 amino acids)
Biological process (GO): transmembrane transport
Source: RefSeq, a predicted model, not a curated record